CCUUUUUCAAACCUACUACCUUAGGCAAACACAACAAAAAGCAACUACUCACACCAUGUCUAUGAUGAAUGAAAUAGUUCAAAGUUCUAAACAAAAUAUUUCCUAUUGCUCAAGGUUUUGAGAUUAGUUUGGUUUUGUUUGUUGAUAAGCUACAUCAACAUAUUAUAUCUUAAGGAAGUUAUUAUUGCAACAAAUUACAACUCUAUUGUCAAACAAUGUUGAUGUGAUUUAUUUUAUUUUUUUCAUAAAAUGGAUGAGUCAUAUCCUCCUAAUACAUUGGCACAAUGUCGAAUAUGUCAUGAUGAAGAUGAAGACUUAAACAUGGAUACACCUUGUUCUUGUUGUGGCACAUUGAAGCAUGCACAUCGAAUAUGUGUUCAAAGAUGGUGCAAUGAGAAAGGUGAUACUACUUGUGAGAUUUGCCAACAGCAACUUAAGGGCUAUACUGCUCCUCCACCAGCUCCUUUAUUCCACUAUGGGGGCAAUUGGGAAAUUCCAAGAAUUGGUCUUAAUAAUAAUCAGUUCAUAACACUGUUUCCUGCUAAUCAUGAAUUCAUGGACCCUAACUUUGAAUUUUCAGCACCCUCUACAAGGAGCCUCAUGUUCUUCCGCAUUGUUGCCAUUAUUUUUAUUGUUCUGCUUGUUUUACGCCAUACACUUCCAAUCAUAUUCAUACUGAAUGGAGUAGGAGAGUAUUCCUUAACAGUGUUUAUGUUGCUAGUGUGGGGAAUCACUGGAUUAAUUGUACCAGUGUAUAUAAUGGUAAAAGCUAUUACAACUAUCCAACAACUUCAACACCAGGAGCGAAAUUCUCUUGUGCAAUCUCAGUUGCGUGUAAUCCAUAUUCAGUGAUUCUAUCAUCUACUUCAGAUGAAAAAUGGCUAUGAUGUUAAACAGAAAAGAAGAUACUCCGAACUAAAGAAGACAUAAAUUGAUGAAGAAAUCGAUGUAAUUCCUCAUUUGAAAAAGUGAAUCAAUGAACUACUACUAUGUUUCUCCUUGUUGUUUAAUGUAGUUCCAUCAAACUCAAUGUCAAUCAUUGGAUUAAUUUAUCAGUAUCUUCAUCCUUUAA
Molecule: messenger RNA, 1072 nt
Organism: Trifolium pratense (red clover)
Lineage: Eukaryota; Viridiplantae; Streptophyta; Magnoliopsida; Fabales; Fabaceae
Exons: 7
Coding region: 250-852 (200 amino acids)
Biological process (GO): protein ubiquitination
Cellular component (GO): membrane
Molecular function (GO): zinc ion binding; ubiquitin-protein transferase activity
Source: RefSeq, a predicted model, not a curated record